Molecule: messenger RNA, 1172 nt
Organism: Setaria italica (foxtail millet)
Lineage: Eukaryota; Viridiplantae; Streptophyta; Magnoliopsida; Poales; Poaceae
Product: probable enoyl-CoA hydratase 1, peroxisomal
Exons: 3
Coding region: 83-889 (268 amino acids)
Cellular component (GO): peroxisome
Source: RefSeq, a predicted model, not a curated record
UCUGCUCAUCAGGCAAGUCAAAAGGGGGCCGCUUGCGGGAGCACACCAACCCGAGACGCUAACCCAAACCCAAUCAGACCCGAUGGGCGCCGCACCGCCGGACUCCGGCGACCUCAUCGUGGUGGAGCCGGCGAGGCCGGGGUCCCCGGUCGCCGUGGUGACCAUCAACCGUCCCGCGGCGCUGAACGCGCUGACGAAGCCCAUGAUGGUCUCCCUGGCGGCCGCGUUCCGGCGGCUGGGCGCCGACGACGCCGUGGCGGCGGUCGUGCUCGCGGGCCGCGGCCGAGCGUUCUGCUCCGGGGUGGACCUGACGGCGGCGGAGGACGUGUUCAAGGGCGACGUCAAGGACGUCGCCACCGACCCCGUCGCGCAGAUGGAGCUCUGCCGCAAGCCCAUCGUCGGCGCCAUCGCGGGGUUCGCCGUCACCGCCGGAUUCGAGAUCGCCCUCGCCUGCGACAUCCUCGUCGCCGGACGCUCCGCCAAGUUCCUCGACACCCACGCCAAGUUUGGGAUAUUUCCCUCCUGGGGUCUUUCACAGAAGCUUUCUCGCAUCAUUGGGCCUAACAGAGCACGGGAAGUGUCACUAACCUGCAUGCCAGUUACUGCUGAAAUGGCAGAGAGGUGGGGGCUUGUUAACCACAUAGUGGAUGACAAGGAGGUGCUGAAUAAGGCAAUAGAGGUUGCUGAGGCUAUUGCAAGGAACAACCCCAACUUAGUUUUGUUAUACAAAUCGGUUAUAAAUGAUGGGUUUCAGCUGGACUUGAAACAUGCUCAAGCACUUGAAAAGGAAAGAGGUCACAAGUAUUACAGUGGCAUGACAAAAGAGCAAUUCGCGAAUAUGCAGAAAUUCAUUCAGGGCCGGGGUUCUAAACCACAAUCAAAGCUGUAGCUUUUCGACGCCGUGUUCUGUUUGUCACUGAACGGUCAGUGUACGGUAUACAGCUGCUAAUUCGUGUUCUGUUAUUCUGUAGUUUGAAAAAUAAAGGUGUGCCAAUGUGACAAUAUGCAUAGACUGUCUGCUCAUGUAUUACAGAAAGAGCUGCGUUCUUUUACAUUCAAAGGUCCUGAUCAAUGAUCGCCAGCGUGCAAACAUGUGUUGUAUUUACCUGACAACCUCUGCUGCUUUCUCUUCUCACUCUGUGAUGCUAAAUAGGUAGUCACUGUUGCUGGGA